Xenia sp. Carnegie-2017 is the source of this 1315-nucleotide messenger RNA. RefSeq lists its product as uncharacterized. NCBI's taxonomy places the organism in Eukaryota, Metazoa, Cnidaria, Anthozoa, Malacalcyonacea, Xeniidae. The coding region runs from base 204 to 1049 and encodes 281 amino acids. Gene Ontology annotation, molecular function: protein binding. The record is from RefSeq and is a predicted model, not a curated record. The transcript has 3 exons.
ACACCAGUUUCCUCAUUAAACAAUAUAAAAGGCUUUGGCUAGGCUGGAAUCAUUCAGUAUUCCUGUUAUCAAGAUCUGUUAUCAAAUCGUCAAUUCUCUAAGAAAAGAUGGGGCAUUCUCUUAAAGCGAUAACUCUGCUUUUCUUCUACAGUCGCUACUUAUUGAUGUCGUCUUGUGCAACAUCGUAAAACGAAAAGCACCCGAUGGAAAGCUUUACGUAUUUUCAAAGAGAAGGAUGUGUGUCUGUACAAAGUGCAAGUCCUUGUAGAUUGAACUGGAAAUUAAAUCCAUACAUCGCCAAAAUUUACGCUGAGCAAAAUGCUAUCGUUUCACAUGCAGUAAAUCUCUAUGGUCAACUUGGCAUUUCAUUUAGAUGUACAAAGGCUGUGAGAAAAGCCUUAUGUUCACAAGUGACACCAAAAUGUUCUGAAAAAGACUACAGUCGAGAUUAUGGCGACGUCACCAGGCUAUGUAACAAAGUUUACUCCCGUUGUCCUUCUGUUCUCGUAAAUAGUUUGAGAAGGAACAACUUUUGCACAAAUUUGAAAAAGGGAAGACUUUCAAACGGUCAAUGUGUCGCCAAUACUGUACCAGUUGUUGGUGCUUGUCCCCAGCCAGCGUACAAGAUGACACCAGAGUUCUUUAAAGACUACCAAAAGGCGUCCGUAAAAGUCCAAACAGCUUUAACAACUAUUCGUUAUGCCCGAUACAGUGAUGGAAGAAGGAUUUUUUCAGAUACUUGUGCUUCACAAAUGACAGAAAUUCAAUGUGUGCCAAUUUACUGUUCUGCUAAUGAAACGGAGCUUUUAGUAAAAUUCGAUAAGAAUGAUUGCAAUAAGUUAGUCCGCGUUUGUUUUGAUGAACCAUUCAGAAAAUUGUCACAAUCGUCUAGCAUUCGAAGGGUUUUGAAUACCUUAAAAAAACAACUACAAUCCUCUUGCAACAUGUAUCCUGCAACUUCGUCCGACUUGCAGCCUGAGCCUCCAACUAUUGGUGGGAUAUCGCCAACAACAGAUGGAAACACAUUAACAGCAAGUGGAAAUACAUAGUACGAAAGAAGAAACCGAACUUAUUCCUAAUUUGAUCGUCUAUUUCAUUCUCUUGAAUGUGCUUUAAUAGAUUCAGUAUGAAAAAACGCAGUUUCAUGAAAAUAUAUGCAAUUUGGUUUAUUUUCAAUUUUUUAGCAGUUUCACGCAUUUAAACGCUUAACACUCAGCUGAUAAUAUUCAAUAAUUGUCUUAAUAAUCUAUCUGCUCAUUUUCGUGAUAAAUAAUAUAUAGAACAGAAUUAAAUACUAGUGUUUGUGUUGUUGUCA